AACCCGGAAGUGGUAUUUGGGGCGGGACUAGGUGUGCACCGCGGCCGGUGGGGCUUGACUGUGAGAGGUUCAAGUAUGCGGAGAUCACUUGCUUUGGGGAAAGUCAGCCACUGUAUCAGAACACUGAAGCAACCCCAUGGAGAGGUCCACGUGGUGGGGACAGGCCUCCUUCCAGCCCUCAGGAUGAGUCAUCUGGGGAGCAGAUUCUCCAGGAUCAGUCAGGAGUCCAAACAUUACUGAAAUUAUAACACCAUUCAUUAAGUGUGCUGUUAUAGUGCUUCAUAUUUUUCAAACUUGGUACUUCUAAGGAAUAUUAUACAUUCUCACCAGUGACUGUGGAGUGAUACUUAACUGAGGACAGAGGACUAAUCACAUGGACUGGAAAUUGGAAGGGAGCACUCAGAGAACAGAGUCCCUACUGCUGCAGGGACAGGAAGGCAUCAUAGAGGAUGAAGAUGGACUCUCUGAAAGCUUCCAGCUUCUGCAGAUUGAUGUGGAAUGUGAGCAGCCAGAGAGCAAGACCCUUCCCACAGGCAGUGCACCAUGGUGCUCAAAAAAUGUCCAAAGAAAACAGAGACACUGGGAAAGGAUAGUUGCAGCAAAGAAGAGUGGAAGAAAGCAAGAAAAAGAAAGAAAAAAAGCCAAUCGUUCAGAAAAUUCCGGCAUCUGCACCCAGCAUAGCAAACGUUUUCUGAGAGCCUUAACCAAAGAGAAACUUCUGGAGGCCAAACACUCAGGACCAAGACUGUGUAUCGAUUUGAGUAUGACCCACCACAUGUCGAAGAAGGAAAUGAGUAGGCUGGCUGGGCAGAUCCGAAGGUUGUAUGGUUCAAACAAAAAAGCUGACAAACCCUUUUGGAUCUGCCUCACUGGAUUCACAAUUGAUAGUCCCCUCUACGAAGAAUGUUUGAGGAUGAAUGAUGGGUUUUCUAGUUACCUGCUAGACAUAGUGGAAGAAGACUGCUUUAGUUUAUUUCCUCUGGAAACCCUUGUGUAUCUGACUCCUGACUCAGAACAUGCUCUUGAAGAUGUUGUUCUAAACAGAGUAUAUGUUCUUGGUGGACUUGUGGAUGAAAGCAUUCAGAAGAAAGUGACAUUUCAAAAGGCCCAGGAACACUCUGUCAAGACAGCCCGUUUGCCAAUCCAGGAAUAUAUGGUCAGACGCCAGAAUGAGAAAAACUAUCAUUCAGAGAUACUGGCCAUCAAUCAAGUAUUUGAUAUCCUGUCCACUUACUUUGAUACUCACAACUGGCCCAAAGCAUUGAAGAAAGGAGUUUCUCCAGGAAAAGGCUAUGUCCUUCAGAAUUCAGAGGAAUGACAGUAGCCUGAGAUGUCUUCAUCAAAGAACAGGGCAAAACGCAGCAGUGGCACACAACUUGCCUCUGCUUGACUCUCUUUGGCUCUUUAUAGUAUAAGCUACUGAUGGCAAGGAUCAUAUUUUAUGCUUUUGUAUCACCUAUAGUGCCUGGCUCACAGGAGGUGCCCUGAUUAAUGUUAAGUUUACCUAAUAAGGAAUUAGCCCUAAAACUACAUGGCUUUGGAUAUGUUAAUUCAUCUUUUAUAUCUAUUUGUGAAAGACUUGCUUUAGAUUAAUAAUUAAAUAUUAUGUCAAGCUUAAUUUUCACUAAACUGGUAUGAAGUUUUAUAACGUUUCCUCCUCUGAACAUGCUGAUUUUUUUGGUACCGGGGAUCGAACUCGGGACCUUGUGCCUGCAAGGCAGGCGGCAGAACCACUGAGCUAAAUCCCCGGCCCAAUGCUGAUUUUUUCACUGUGACAUGCUGCACAUAAGCUUUGGAGGAUCAGCUUGGCCUAUCCCUCUUUCAAGCCCUCAUAGCAUUUUGUUCCCUCCUGUGGCUCUUACCCUGUUUUCCUUGAGUAUGGGCAUGCAAGGCUUCUCUUCCAGUGUGUGAAUAGCUUUGGAUCCUUCUGAGCUUGUACACAUGAGAUUAUUCAUAUAUAUUAGUAAUUAACAGAGCAAACUGAAAGUUGUUGCAUUCUGACAUGUAAGCUUACCAGAUAAUCUACCUCUUACUGUACAAACAUCAUUAGACUUUUCUUGAAUCUUAGAUAUAACUGCUUCAGUUACUUUUACUAGUUUGAGUUAGUUGACUUGCUGGUUAAGGUACUAGAAAAUUCAGGAAAUGCAUUCUACAUCUCAGAAGAACCAAAAAGUUACUUCUUUGCUUCACCCCCAUUCCUUUACCAUUUAAUCCCUUGGGAACUACGCUCACUUGAUAAAUUGUAUCAAUGUGUUUUCAUUAUUUAAAAACAAGCCAAUUUUCAGAAAACAUCUUUUUGAACAUACAGUAUAAUGCUUCUUGGUCACUUUCAACAUAUUGAAUGAGUCUAUAAUCUAUUUCAUCCCAAAAGGAGUAUCUAUGGAUAGGCUUCAGGGGGGUCUGUAACUUACAUUCUGAGGUCUAUGACCCCAAAACCAUGGAACUUUUCUCAUCUGCCAGUCUUCAUUUUUACUUAUAAAGGCUGUUAAUAUAUCAAAUAGCAUGAAAGAACGUUUUUCCGUUCUAUCACACACCUUUCCCUUUGCUUCAAAAUCCGAGCAAGUAGUUUUUUGUUUGGCUUCUAGGAAAUGAUUUUAGCAAAAUAACAUUUGGCCAGACUUGGAUUCAAAGAAUCCUGAUCACUGUCUGUGUUAGAUAACAACAAAAAAAUUGAGUAUGUACAAAAUAUCCCAUAACAUGAAAAUAUUUAAUGCAACUAUUGAAUUUUUAGUAAUCAUGAGAGAAAUGUUAUAUGUUGUAGUGUUCAAAAGUAUAUUGCAUGGGGCCAGGGAUUUAGCUCAGUGGUGCCGCUGCCUGCCCCACAGGUGCAAGGACCUGAGUUCAAUCCCUGGUACCAAAAAAAAAAAGUAUAUUGCAAAAGAUACUCUGUAAUUCCAGUUUGAAAAUUUCAACAUACAUAUAUGUAUUGGUUAAAAAUAUAGGCCAAGUUAAAUUCUGUGACUCAGUUUCUUCAACUGUGAGGAAGUAUCUUGUAGUUAAUCCAUGUAAAAACACUUGAAACCAUACUUCCUACAUGAUAACACAUGAUUAUUAACUAUUACAUACUCUUCCGCUGACAUGGGAUUACAGAUGACUUUUGUUUGGUUCUUUGUACUUUUUAUGUAUUCUGUAUUUCCUUUGGGGAACAGACAUUAAUACUGUAAUCAGAACAUAAUUAUUUUAAUGCUGAUUUCCAGCUCAUUAAAGAAGCUGCAACCUGUUACCUUCCAA
This is a messenger RNA of Heterocephalus glaber (naked mole-rat), 3231 nucleotides long. RefSeq names its product tRNA methyltransferase 10B (gene Trmt10b). Gene Ontology annotation, biological process: tRNA N1-guanine methylation. Gene Ontology annotation, cellular component: nucleus; nucleoplasm. Lineage: Eukaryota; Metazoa; Chordata; Mammalia; Rodentia; Bathyergidae. The record is from RefSeq and is a predicted model, not a curated record. Gene Ontology annotation, molecular function: tRNA binding.